Molecule: messenger RNA, 2369 nt
Organism: Mollisia scopiformis
Lineage: Eukaryota; Fungi; Ascomycota; Leotiomycetes; Helotiales; Mollisiaceae
Exons: 2
Coding region: 250-1941 (563 amino acids)
Biological process (GO): chromatin remodeling
Cellular component (GO): Swr1 complex
Molecular function (GO): ATP-dependent H2AZ histone chaperone activity
Source: RefSeq, a predicted model, not a curated record
CGAAUUGAUUGCGUCAACGUUCCAUCCUUCAUACUAUCCAGAGCGAACUUUUGUGGUGUUGGAUUCCGGGCUGGAUCGAUGUUGGGUUGGAUACAAAUGCUCGGCUGUGCUGAUUGAUGUUUGACGUUCUCCAACACUUGCUUCACUCUUCGUUUAAAAGCUCAAUCCCUCUCGAUAAAUUCCCACCGCGACCAAACGCGUCACGACCACCGAACAUCGUCGGAGUCCUUCUACAGAACGACAACGACGAUGGAGAGGAAGAGAAAACUACCGGCCCGCGCUGCGCGUGUGGAGUCUGCCAGCAAAAAGCGAUCGUCGACGCCUCCCCAACAGCCAGCUCAAACCCAGAUACCAACGCUGCCGCCUACCCAGCCUCUGGUGCAAGAGAUUUUACCUCAGAGUAUUGCGCCUGGCAAGCCUCUACCAACGAUCGAUUCUCCGCAGCCAGAAAAUCUGCCUGAAGACACAUUUCAAACAAUCGCCGAGAGUGGUGUUUUAUCUGAGUCCUUACACCGUUCACGACAAAAAUGGCUGAGCGAAGGCAUCUUCGAGAAAUAUUGGACGAAACCAACGAAGAGAAAGGGUGCUCCAGAAGCUCCCCCCAAUAAUCCUCCGAAAGAGUCUAUGACAAAGUUGGGUCCGGUCACUAUAUCUGCAGACCCUCAUAGUUUCGAGGCAACGAUGUUUGCCGUAAAGGCAGCUCCUCUGCAGUCUGCAAUUCAUACCUCCCAGCAACCUAUGUAUCGCCCUAUAAUACAAUAUGGUCCUCCUGGUGGAAUGAUGCCUCCACCACCUACUCCUGCUCCUAUUCUGCAGAAGCCAAAUCCUCCUCCACAACCCGCUCCGCCAGUAUCUCCUCGGAAUCAAGACGUCCAAAUGGCAAAUACAAAUACACCAACUGGCAGCAUCACACCUGUCGGUGCUCAACCCAAUUCUUCUGCACUGAAUGGCCGCCCGUCAUCUCAAUCCACGAGCAAUCCGCAGGUACAAUCUCCUAUAAAUGGUCAUACAACUGCGCCGCCACCACCGCCUUCUGGAAGAAGUGAUCCGGUUAUUCAAAUGUUGGCAGAGAGAGCUGCGACUGAUCCGGAUUUGAAGGCGCUGAUGAAAACGGUGGCAAAUGGAGAAGCUUCGCCAGACCAAUUAAGGAAGUUUCAGGCUCAUAUCGAUGAGCUUACUCGUAUACAAAAGCUUCGUGAAGCAGAAGCUAAACCUAUACAACGACCAACACAACCUCCUCCGCCACCUCCAGCCUCUGCUGUCCCUCAAACCAACGGUCACAGCACGGCUCGUCCUAUGCAGACCUCCCCUGUGGCUCCGAAAGUAGCACCGACUUCGAUAUCACACCCAGCCAAGCCUGAGCAACCUCAGCCACAAGCUCUCCGCUCCAAGGGCCCAGUUCCCUCUACGAAACCCGACAUCACAAAUGUUGUCUUCGAAUUUGCGGGUGGAAAUGGCGACCGGUAUCAAUUUCCAAGACACAGCAUUCUGGAAUAUCUUCCUGGUGGCCAGGUCAUUGCGUCAUUUUUGAUUGUUCGUAAAGGUAGUAGUGCGGACUCUCCGAGCUACGAUCCCGAGCUCGAUUACUAUCAGCCGAUCACCAUUCGACUGUUUGCGUAUCAAGGGCGUCAACUUGAAGCUCUACAGAAAGUCGUCGCUCCACCUGAAGAGGUGCGGAGAUAUAUGGACGAUGUCAUGGACAAUGCUACCAGGGCUGAAUACGUUUUGCUCGCUAUGCGUUUGCCCAAGGAUAAAGAGCAGACCCCACCAGUGGAAAGUAUUGAAGAAGCCGAGAAGGGUGAUCAAAUAAAUCAUCAGAUUACACCAUGGGCCACGACUACUUCUACGCCCAUUCCAAAGGCCGUCAAGCCACCAAAGAAGUUCGUCAGCGAAGAAGAGCAGUAUCAGGCGUUCAUUAAUACAGUUACUCCGGUUCUAUAAAAGGAUAGUGGGAGUGGGUUGGAGUUGAUUUCCUUCUUAUCAUGGCGGCGGAGUAUGGGUAAUUUGAACUACGGAAGUGCUGGGUAGGCGAUGGAAUGGGCGUCUCGUAAGCCACAGGGCUAUAUAGGUUUGUCUCUCGGAAAGGGUAUGUAUUCUAGACAGGGCGGUCGGUAUCUGGGAGUCUCAAAAAUUCGAGAUCAGUUGCAAGAAGGCUCCGUGCCAAUGAUGCCGGAAGCACACGUGACAGCAUCCAAAUGCUUACCAGCCUUGUCACCAGUGCAUGUUCUUAAAUCACUUUUGUUUGCAUUUCGUGGUUAUGAUUGGAAUAUAGAAUUUGGUCUGUUCUUGAGUGAGUCGUGCUGGAAGAACCUUCUACGACAUCAUUCUAUGGAUACCUGAACAAAUGACUCGGCACUUAUCAUUCUCAG